Molecule: messenger RNA, 579 nt
Organism: Seminavis robusta
Lineage: Eukaryota; Bacillariophyta; Bacillariophyceae; Naviculales; Naviculaceae
Source: the annotation of a GenBank genome assembly
AUGGAUGGCCUCUCUGACAAUAUUCCUUCUUCGUCCCUCCGUGGUUCUCAUACCGGUACACCCUCCCGCUUCCUUUCGGACGACUCUGAGCUAUCAGAUCUCUUGUCCAAAGACUUGAGUGAUAUCAAGGACGCUUUGCCCCGAGAUUGGGACGAUGUCAAGAAUAUGGAUCCAGUCGCUGUGAUUUUGCUCUUGUUGAUUCUUUGGGUUUUGCUUUGCAUCCUUGUGAACAUCCUUCGUUGCCUAUUCUACUACCUGUUCUGUCGCUGUUGCAACGAUCCACGUCGCCGUGGCUACACAGUUGUCAAGGAUGAAGCAGUCUGCUGCAAUUCCCAAAACCUUCCCCCACCCUUCAACCCUGAAUAUCAAAUUAACCCCAGGAGGUAUUCACCGAGCAGGGCUAAAUGUUCGUAUGCGGGACGAAAUCUCCUUUGGGCCGCUUGCUGCUUUGAGUGCUGCUGUCGUGACGAUCGAGAUCUGAACGUGGCUGGCUAUGAUUGCUGCGACGUCGGUUGUGGCCUCUGUCUCUUUGAAGUAUGCUGUCCUCGGCGACGUGAGCAGCAAGUUAUGUACCUUUGA